This is a messenger RNA of Monopterus albus (swamp eel), 663 nucleotides long. RefSeq names its product calcium-activated potassium channel subunit beta-2-like. Gene Ontology annotation, molecular function: potassium channel regulator activity; calcium-activated potassium channel activity. Gene Ontology annotation, cellular component: voltage-gated potassium channel complex; membrane. Gene Ontology annotation, biological process: potassium ion transport; detection of calcium ion. The record is from RefSeq and is a predicted model, not a curated record. The coding region runs from base 1 to 663 and encodes 220 amino acids. The transcript has 4 exons. Lineage: Eukaryota; Metazoa; Chordata; Actinopteri; Synbranchiformes; Synbranchidae.
AUGUAUAAGAGGUCAAUCUACCAGACCUUUCGUGAGGUAGAUUUAUUAGACAAGAAAAAGACAGUGACAGCUCUUAAGGCUGGAGAAGAUCGAGCCAUUCUGCUAGGACUUGGAAUGAUCCUCUCUUCUGUCAUGAUAUACUUUGUCCUGGGGAUCACCACACUGCGCUCCUUUGCAGACAGCGUGUGGACAGAGGAGGGUGUGUGUGCUGUGCUCAACUCUACGGUCACAGCAGACAGGAACUGUUCCUACAGCUGUGGGUCAGACUGCUGGAGAGUCUCCAAAUACCCCUGCCUACAGGUCUACGUGAGUGUCAAUAACACAGGUCGUGUCAGCCGUUUAUCUCACAACGAAGAGACCCAGUACGCCGGCUCUGAAUGUUUUUUUGUGCCCAGGUGCCAGAAGGACAGCGUGGCCAUGCACAAUAUAAUUAUAAAUAUCUCCAAGCAUCUGAAGAUGAACCAGCAGCUCCCUUGUUACUAUGACCCCAGUGGGCAGCGGGAGACUGUUCUCCUGACUCGGCUGUACGACCACAAUGUCAUUUUCCUCUCGCUGCUCUGGCCCUCUUGCAUGCUCACAGGUGGGACCCUCAUCAUCAUGAUGGUGAAGCUCACCCAGUAUCUCUCCAGACUGUGUGAAGAGAUAGGAAAGAUCAACAGGUGA